CAUCCCACCCACGACGAUCACAGGGUUGUGUACUGCUGCUCUGCGGCAUCCUCGCUGUCGUCUAUAGCGAUUCUCAAGGCUAUCAGAUAGCCUGUCGAGCACUCCUGGUUCUGGAGACCACCAUCUGUCGGAAUGUCUUUCAGCGAGGACAUUACAGAUGUCUCACUAGAUGGCGCGAGUCGUAUCGAGACGAAUCCACUGCGAUUGCAAUCGCUCAAUGGGGACGUGUUGUCGCACAUCACAUCCUUCCUCACCUACCCAGAUGCAUUGUCCCUAUUAUGCACCUGUAAAGCCAUUAGCAGGGUCUCCAUCGACCCAGCUCUGCACACGGUUGUACUUGGUCGCUCCUCAGCGGAGCUCCUCCACUUUCGGGACUUCCUCCUAGCCAAGACCUCUCGUGCCCUCUUUGUGAAGUCCUUGAAGAUCACAAAGACCGUAACGUGGGACCUUGACAGCAAAGAUAUUGCACGUGCUCUCGCUGACGUGCUGGAGAAGACCACCAGGCUCGAGGCUUUCAGCUGUGGGGCCAUGCGCGAACUCAUCACCGUGGAUAGUCGCAUCAAGGAGAACCUCAUCUACCUUACAGAGCUGAGGGAGCUCACUCUUCUCGAAGGUGGACCCGAGAUCGUGAACAUCGCAACAUCCUCCAAGUCGAUAACCAUCGAACAGCUUACUCUCGACUUGCUCUUCCACGCCAACAAAGUCACUUUUGAAGACUUCUUCGGCCAGCUCUCACGCCAUCGCCGUCUCACACAUCUCUCCAUCUCCAGGAUGUACGAUCGAAUCAUCAUCCCCCCCAACUGGGAACCUGCGCUCGCCCGUGCCCGCAUGCCCUCCGUUCGCAACCUCACUUUCACCUGCACCUAUAUCCCUCUCGCGCUUGCCUCCGCCGCCUUCCCCAACGUCACGCGCCUCCACUUCAGCAAUGCGCGCCACUACCCCAAGUUUGGCCCAGUCCGGGUGCAGAAACCCGUCGAUGUCACCCCAUGUUGGCCCAUGCUCGAGGAUGCGCAAAUCGACGCGCGCGACCUCGAGAUCUGGCCAGUUGCGAGCGCGACGCGUCGUCUUGACCUCGACGUUCUCCGUGGGGGUUACUCUGUCGAGGCAUUGACAGCUGUCGAGCGCAUGAACCCGUGGGUUUUGGCGUGCGCAUAUACGAUCGACGCGGACAACCUCUUCUGGGUGCGCUUGCCUAUCAUCGCGACUGAGCUGCGGUUCCUCGAUGUCCGUGUCCUUGAGCUCUCUGGGAGUCCGAGGAAAUACAUGCUCAUGCAUCUCACCCGACUUCCCGCGCUCACCGUACUCUUCGUGUGCAUCCGUGCGUUCCACCAGCCGAUGGACCCGGCCGCGGAGAUCGCCGCACUCGCCCGCCAGUUCGGCCAACACAACUCGAAGCUGCGCUUCGUGGGCCUGUCUUUCGCGGACGGGCGCUCCAUGCGCGAGGACGAGCCGGUCUUCGACGAGGAGCGGCUCGGGUCGACGUGGUUCGAGAUCCGCCGCGAGAAGUUGGAGGAUAUCGUUAUGGAGGACGGCGCUAUGGUCGUGGAUGACUGGGAGCCCAUGGAGGUUGUGGCGAUCCCGACGGCGGUGGGGUUGAAGGUGCGGGACUACAUGUAUGAGGCGGAUUACGAUGCGCCUGGAUGGGAGGACCGGCUUUCUACGUUCUCUUGACCUGGGACAAUGCGCGACACGGACUCUGUAACUUCGGAUAAAUUCUCGGGUUGUAGCAUGAUGUGGAGCCUUGGCGAUGUAUGCAUUGUAGUCCUUAGAUGGUGAUGAGCUCCUAGUCCGGUCCGUAAUCAUGUAUAAUAACGAAAGUUUUAUCUCACAGUGUAU
This is a messenger RNA of Trametes versicolor FP-101664 SS1, 1836 nucleotides long. RefSeq lists its product as uncharacterized. The record is from RefSeq and is a predicted model, not a curated record. The coding region runs from base 133 to 1671 and encodes 512 amino acids. The transcript has 3 exons. Gene Ontology annotation, molecular function: protein binding. NCBI's taxonomy places the organism in Eukaryota, Fungi, Basidiomycota, Agaricomycetes, Polyporales, Polyporaceae.